This is a messenger RNA of Hypomesus transpacificus, 2853 nucleotides long. RefSeq lists its product as uncharacterized. Gene Ontology annotation, molecular function: RNA-DNA hybrid ribonuclease activity; nucleic acid binding; aspartic-type endopeptidase activity. The record is from RefSeq and is a predicted model, not a curated record. The transcript has a single exon. Bases 1 to 2853 code for a protein of 950 amino acids. Gene Ontology annotation, biological process: proteolysis. NCBI's taxonomy places the organism in Eukaryota, Metazoa, Chordata, Actinopteri, Osmeriformes, Osmeridae.
AUGAUAGCAGGACGCUCCAUUAAAUUUUUUGUAGAUUCAGGUGCUACAAAUUCAGUCAUUAAAAGUACAGAGUUCCCUAGUUCGCCCAAGCUUAGUGGUCGUUUUGUUUAUUCAAUGGGCGCCUCAGGUCAGGUUGUUAAAGAAAAUCUUACUGUACCCUUACCCUGCAACAUUCCAAACGGAGACCCCUUGAAGCAUUCCUUUUUGUUAUCAAAUCUAUGUCCUAUUAAUCUGAUGGGUAGGGAUUUGAUGUGUCGUUUGGGUAUUUGUUUGUUGUCUACACCAGAGGGCAUCAAGGUUACUGAAUUAUCAGAGGUUUUUUGUACUAUGGCACUCUCAAGUCAGACAGAUCUGCUGUAUGCCUAUCAGUGGAAAGUAACAGACCCUCCAAAGGGGGGGAGACUGUUAGAGAUAGCCAGGUCACUUGUCUCCUCUGUUCAUGUUGAUUUUAUGAUACCGGAUGAUUUGCAUUGUACUUCUCAUAUUAGUAUUGGAGCAGAUACAGUUUAUGAAACCGGCUGGUUUCAGGCUGUAAAAUCAGAGAGUUUGCAGAUUGUUCAUUUGUAUUAUAUGGAUUUUUGUUGUGUUGCUGAAGUAUUGUUAAAACAAGAUCAACAGAGUUUCUUUGAUGUUUGUGAUUCUACUUCUCAUGUCUCUUUGGUCAAGAGUUCCGACAUGUCUUGGCGAGAUUUGGGCUCGUUUCUGGCUGAAUGCUUGAAGGUCUCUGACUGGGUCAGUACAACAGACCCCAACGUUUCUUAUUCACUUACUAUGAAUUGUUUCAAGAAGUCUUUCCUUGCUGAUGUGCCUGUGGUCCGUCACGUACAAAUAGUAAAGGAGUCUGUUCACUUGCCUUUUCUGACAAUGACACAGUCUGAUUUAUCACCUGACCCAGCACUUGACUCGGUUCCUAAAACUUUGUGGGUCACUGGCAAGUAUGAUGUUGGUUUGAUCAAGAACUGUGAGCCAGUGGUUAUCACUCCAAAGUCUGAUUUCCGGCCCUAUCGAAAACAAUACCCACUUAAACCUGAAGCUCUUGCCGGUAUCAGACCUGUUUUUGAGUCUCUGCUCAAUGCUGGAGUUAUUGUGCCUUGUGAGUCAUCUCCUGUCAGAUCCCCUUUAUUUCCUGUUAAAAAGAUUUGUGACGUGGGCCUUCCUGUUGAGUGGCGCUUUGUUCAGGACUUGCAAGCUGUCAAUGCUGCCGUGCAGCCACGUGCUCCACACGUGCCUAAUCCUUACACCAUUCUAUCACAAGUCCCACCCACAGCAAGAUUCUUUUCUGUUGUUGACUUGGCCAAUGCCUUUUUCAGUGUUCCUGUUCAUAAGGACAGCCAGUAUUGGUUUGCAUUCAACUUUGACGUCAAGGCUUACACUUUCACCAGGUUAUGUCAGGGCUACUGUGAAAGUCCUACAAUCUACAACGAGGCCAUAAAGACCAGCCUUGAGACACUUGAACUCUCUCCAGGAACAGUUUUGCUGACCUACGUCGAUGACCUCAUGACCUGCUCGCCAACUGCUGACCAGUGCAGAAAAGACACCAUCACCUUGCUUAAACAUUUGGCCUCAGAAGGCCACAAAGCCAGUUUGUCAAAACUGCAGUUUGUUAAAGAGUCUGUAACAUUUUUGGGACAUGUGAUCACAGCUGAGGGCAAAUCUCUCUCUCCCAAGAGAAUAGCAGCAAUUCAAAACAUACCAAAGCCAAUUACAAAAAAGCAAGUCAUGUCAUUUCUUGGAAUUUGUUCUUCCUGUCGACAGUUCAUUCAAAAUUAUGCAAUCCUAGAGGCCCCACUCAGUGCACUGAUUCAUGGCCAGAGCCUCUCCUCAAAUGACAAAGUUACAUGGACACCGGAAGCGUAUGACAGUUUUUGUGAACUGAAACUAACCCUACAGUCUUCACCCACUCUAGGUCUUCCAGAUCCAACUAGGCCUUUCAUUCAAGCUGUGGAUGAGAAAAAUGGGUGCAUGACUUCUGUUCUCCUGCAGGAGCAUGGGGGCGGGCAACGUCCGGUUGCUUACUUCUCUGCUAAACUUGACCCAGUUGCAGCUGGACUUCCGCUUUGUCUGAGAGCUGUGGCUGCUGCAGAGAAAGCAGUCAUGGCAUCAAGAGACAUAGUCGGGUAUUCACCUCUAACCCUUCUUGUCCCACAUGCUGUUUCAUUAAUUUUGCUCGAACAGAAAACUUCUCAUCUGUCCGCCGCUAGGUUGUUACGUUACAAUGCCUCAUUGUUGAAUAUGCCUAACAUCACCAUCAAGCGUUGUAAUGUUCUUAACCCUGCUACCCUUUUACCCACAAUUGUGGAUGGUGAACCCCAUGACUGUGUGCUAACCCUCCAGGAGGCCUGCACUCCCAGACCUGAUCUCCAGGAAACACCAUUAUUCAACCCCGACUUCAUUUUGUUUGUAAAUGGGUCCGCCUCUCGCGACCCCUCUACGAGUGUUAACAAAGUUGGAUAUGCUGUUUGUUCUGCACAUGACACUCUUGUUUCAGGCUCUCUUCCCAGCCACCUCUCAGCCCAGGCGGCUGAGUUGAUAGCCCUAACUGAGGUCUGUCGUCUGGCUGCAGGUAAAUCUGUUACCAUCUAUACCGAUUCCCUGUAUGCCUUUGGUGUCGUUCACGAUUUUGGUGCCCUAUGGAAACACAGAAAGUUCCUCACUUCCUCGGGUAAACCCAUCUCUCACCACACUAAAGUCGCUGCCCUGUUGGAUGCAAUCCUCCUUCCAUCUAAAAUUGCUGUGUGUAAGUGUCAAGCCCACACCCAUUCAUGUGACCCUGUGUCUUUAGGGAACGACAGAGCUGACAAAGCUGCUAAGGCGGCUGCUCAAGCUUCAAAUAGCUUCCUUCCUUUUUUCUGA